Ochlerotatus camptorhynchus is the source of this 1005-nucleotide messenger RNA. RefSeq names its product protein crossbronx homolog. The record is from RefSeq and is a predicted model, not a curated record. The transcript is spliced from 4 exons. Lineage: Eukaryota; Metazoa; Arthropoda; Insecta; Diptera; Culicidae. The coding region runs from base 151 to 843 and encodes 230 amino acids.
UCGUAGCAAAAUUUCGAUUUUCUGCAAAAUUACUGUGCAAUUUAGCUAGAUAUGAUUAAAGUUUUACGAGGUAGUUAAUAUUUGUAGGACAAGGUAUAUUUUAAGUGGGGACGUGCGCUUUACCAGAAGCUAAGAACCGUUUGCUAGAAGAUGACCCUGGAUUCGUACGACAAAUUGCUCGGAACCGUCCUGCAGGAGUACAAAAUUUUGAGUGAAUAUAAAAGAUUACUAAACGAAGACCUGGGAGGACUCUACGUGAUUCCAUCGUUCGAAAACAGCUUUUUAUGGUUUGGGGUAAUAUUUGUUCGGAAUGGGCCCUACAAAGAUGGGGUUCUCCGAUUUACGAUAUCCUUUUCGGAAAAGUUUCCAAAUGAUGCCAGUGUUCCGACCGUCGUAUUUCAAAGCGAAACCUUCCACCCGCUGAUUGACCCGUACAACGGAACCCUCGAGCUGACCGAGGCCUUCCCAAAGUGGAAGGCCGGUGACAACCACGUCUGGCAGCUGCUUAAAUUCAUGCAGUACAUUUUCUCCAGCUUCGAUGAGUACAUGUCCCUGGCGGAACAGAGCGCCAACAAUGUGGCCUAUGAACUGUACGGCCAAAACCGUUCGGAGUUUCUGCAAAAAGUCGAAGAAUCCGUACGGCUCAGCCAGAGCAGGUUGUUCGACCCAGCACCGGUUCAGGAUAGGAAUUACAUCGUGUUCGAUCGGUUCGACAAGGAUACUCACGGUCCGGUGUUGGAAUCACUGAAACAGGGCAAAGCGAACGAGGUCACGACCCCUCCCGCUUCCGGGCUUUCCUGGGUCAAAGAAGGGGUAUUUCAACCGCUGAGUAAACAAGGCUAAUGGUUCUCUAGUACUAAAACACAAGUUCAAACACAUUUUUUUUCGAAGAGGAUUAAAUAACGUGUAACUAUUUAUUAAAACUUAGAAUGAAAUUAGGAUGAACAAGAAUGGCAAUAAUAUUCGCUAUUUAUACGUAUUUAAUUAAAGACUAUAAUUUACUAA